Nicotiana attenuata is the source of this 1779-nucleotide messenger RNA. RefSeq lists its product as uncharacterized. Bases 493 to 1464 code for a protein of 323 amino acids. The transcript has 2 exons. NCBI's taxonomy places the organism in Eukaryota, Viridiplantae, Streptophyta, Magnoliopsida, Solanales, Solanaceae. The record is from RefSeq and is a predicted model, not a curated record.
CCUUCAUAGAAUAAAGAGCUAGGAGUAUAUAAUUAAAGAAAAAAAAAACUAAAGAUUUCUCCCUAAUUAUCAUUUUAUGUACAGACACCCUUUUUGAUUCUUGAAAGGUCUGCAGACUAAAUCUUUAUGAAUAGGAAAGUGUAAAUGUUUUAAGGCCAACUCAUUAACUUCUCAUGUUUGCUUUUUCUUUUCAUUUUAGACUUAGGAAUUCCCUUUUUUCCCUUUCCACUUUUUCAAUUCCAGCAUUUCUCUGCUUCCUUUAUAUAAUGAAUAUGGCAGAUUCUCCAAUCAUCUCCUCCACUCUGUAGCAAACACACAUAAUUGCCCCCAACAACCAAUCCUUUUCACUAUAUAGACUCCUAUGUCCUAACCCCUUAAGCUACUCACUUCCUUAUUUCACCUUCUUGAAUUCACUUCCACUACAUAUAACCAUCAAUAUUUUGUCACCUUUUCUUCUCUUCUAACUUACCAUCUUCUUCUUUUUCAAUCUUUAUGAUGAAUCAUUCUUCCUCUACAACUUCUGUUAAUGGCUUCUACAAUUUCCUCACUAGAGGACUUGACAAUCUUGAUCACUUAUUCCUGUCUCAGAACUUCAUGUCUUUUAAUUUUCUUCAACAUGUUAUGUCAUCUCUAAGAUCUUUUCAUUCCCAGUUAACAUUUCUGGUUCAAAAACUACAUUUGCCUGUUGGAGAGAAAUGGCUUGAUGAGUACAUGGAUGAAAGUUCAAGACUUUGGGAAGCUUGCCAUGUUCUCAAAUCAGCAAUCUCCAGCAUGGAAAAUUAUUACACCUCUGGUGCUAAUUUAGCUUCUUCUCUUGAUGAUCACAACAUUUUAAAUCCUCUGCUUUCCCGCCAGGUUAUUCGCGCGAUAAAUAGAUGUCAAAGAGAAACAGUAGCACUUGAAGAAGAAAACAAGAGCUUAAUGGAAACAAGAAUGCAAGAUUUAUCAUUGAGGUUCGACGAAAAUAUUAUGAUAGGAUCAAAAUUCAAUGGAUUCAGUGGCUUUAGAGGAGUGCUUUAUGCAAUGAAGAAUGUCAGCUCAUUGCUUUUGGCCAUUUUGGUAAGUGGACUAGUAUAUUGUUGGCCACAGACAAGUUUUUACCAAGGGAAUGGUCAUGAAGGGAACAUGGUUUUCGGUUCAUCUUUUAUGGUUUCAACUUCAAGAUUGCAUCAGAGAGUAGUAGCAGAGGUGAAUCAGGCAGAAGGACAGCUGCCCGGAAUCCUACUUUUCGAGUAUCGAAGAGCAAGAGUAGCUAUGGCUGAGCUGAAAAUGGAACUAGAGAGAGCCAAGGAGUGUGGACUAGUAUUAACACAAAUUGAUAUCCAUGACAAGAUUGAAAACUUGAAAGAUUGCUUUGGAAUGUUGAAAUGUGGGGCAGAAAGCAUCAUUGGGCAACUUGAUGACUUCUUUGAUGAAAUAGUAGAAGGAAGAAAGAAACUUUUGGACAUGUGCACUCAUAGGUAAAAACAACAAAGAAAGAACAAAUGGAGAAAGAUGUGUGCAGCCAUAGCCUUAGAGAUUGUAGAAGUGUAAGGAAUAACUUAGUGGAGUAGUUUUUUUUUUUUUUUAAUAUUUAGGCUCUACUUUUUCUUAUCCAUAUCUCUCUCUAUUUUGGUCCUUUUUUGGCAUCCUAAAAUGUCAAUUUUCUUAUUUUGCAGCUAAGUUUAGUAUUGAAAACUUUAGGAAGAAGUUUGCUCUGUUAAGUAAUGCAUGAAUAUUAUCCUCAAGGAAAAAAACCAGAAUGUGAUUCUUCCUUUGAAUAAAAGUAACAUUACUAAA